Fusarium redolens is the source of this 624-nucleotide messenger RNA. RefSeq lists its product as uncharacterized. The record is from RefSeq and is a predicted model, not a curated record. Bases 1 to 624 code for a protein of 207 amino acids. NCBI's taxonomy places the organism in Eukaryota, Fungi, Ascomycota, Sordariomycetes, Hypocreales, Nectriaceae. The transcript has 3 exons.
AUGCCUGGAGACAACCGCUUCGACGCUUUGUUAGAUUCAGAUGACCUUAUGAGGCCUGACCCUGCCGCAUUUGACCUCCCAGAAAUGGCCAGGGCAACAGCGAGGGCAACAUCUGGAGCAGCAGCUGGAGCAGCAUAUAGAGAAGCAUCUACAGCAACGACCAAUGAAGAAAUCAUGGGUAUUCUCGAACAUCAAGACUCGUAUUUGAUGAUCGCCUUCACUGUGAUCUCCUUUUUGGUUCUCCUUGUAGCCAUCAUACUCUUCAUCGCCGUCAUUAGGAGUGCACGAAAGCUCAGGAAUAGCAUGCCUUCUGCUGCGGAAGACGAUGGACUUGGUCAGAGCCUGUACAAGAGCUUCAGAAACACGCAGAUCCAUCUCUUCUUCGUCAUUAUGUCUCUGUUCGCCUGCCUCGGCGUCUUCAUUCUUGUGACUGCAGAGCUCAUUAAGCUGGACAACAUCGACGGCUCGCAGACCUACUUGGGUAUCCUCUUUGGCGUUCAAAUGGCCACUAUGGCUUUUGCAUUGGGCACCAGCCUCUCUCUGAUGGGGAGGUUCCCGGCUAUCUUCCAGAUGGAUGAAGGAGCAAUGGAGCUUGGCACUUUUUCUUCCACCAAGAUUAGUUGA